Messenger RNA from Hirundo rustica (Barn swallow), 669 nucleotides. It is a transcript of the gene TERB2, whose product is annotated as telomere repeat binding bouquet formation protein 2. NCBI's taxonomy places the organism in Eukaryota, Metazoa, Chordata, Aves, Passeriformes, Hirundinidae. Gene Ontology annotation, biological process: meiotic attachment of telomere to nuclear envelope; homologous chromosome pairing at meiosis. The record is from RefSeq and is a predicted model, not a curated record. Bases 1 to 669 code for a protein of 222 amino acids. The transcript is spliced from 7 exons. Gene Ontology annotation, cellular component: nuclear inner membrane.
AUGUUCCGCGGACACCGUGCUUGGUUCUCGCAGAGCGUCAGUCCGGGCCCGCGGGGGCUCUGGGCGGACGGUGGUGGGACGAUCGCCCACUGGCUGGAUGCUGACUACCUCUUCAGCAGCGAUGCUGCCCACCCCGACACCCGCAGCAUACACGAGAGCCUCAAUUACUUGGAGGGCAGAGCCACGGUCUUUCACUCCCGUUACCUCUCAGUGUGUGCAGGCACCGGCACCGGAGAGAAGCCCUCGAUGGUUCUGGGCCACUUCAUCCUGCCCCCUGCCUGCCUGCAAGAAGAAAUCAGAAGGAAAAUUGGCCGGUUUAUUUGGGAGAAGGCAGAUGCCCUUGAAGAACAGCCCAAGGAAAAUCCGACAGAGGAACCAGAAGCAGCAAGAAAUGGCUGUGAGGAAGAGCCAGAGGAGGAGGUGCUAGACCUGGCUGAGAGCAGUGAAGAAACAGACUCUGAAGCAUCUGCCCAGGGAGAAUUUCCAUUCCGUGCCCUCCAGGAAUACCCGAUAAGUAACAUGGUGACAGGCUAUGCCUCUGCACGGGACAUGAAGAAAUAUGAGGGGGAACUCCACGACUUUAUCCCUGGCACCUCAGGCUAUGCAGCGUACUGGGUCCAAAGCAAAUUUAGCAUUUAUGGCAAGACCAAAAUGAAGAGGAAAUUGUAA